AUGACCCGAUUUGACGAUGGCUGGGAGAGCCGAUUAGAUGCCAUCUGGAUGAGGAGCCGUACGGAAAAGAAGGGUGCAGCAUCUCAAAAGGGAUUGGAGCUGGGCGCAGUUGGAGAGCGUUGUCGUGCUCUUCUCCAAGCGAGGCAGAAGCCAAGGUGUCUAGCCGAGAAACGCGCCAAAGAAGGGUCAGAAGACUCAAGAGGCCAGCGUGGCCAAGCCGACAACGAGGCGCGCAGCCUAGCUGAAGAGCCACCUGAUAUUUCUCGUCAACAGCCGUUCGCAUUGCAGUGCAGUCAAAGCCUUGCCUAUCACGAUGAGAGAGGGAGUGAAAACAAGGGCACCAUCUCACACAGACUUGCUACUGUGUGA
Ustilago hordei is the source of this 369-nucleotide messenger RNA. RefSeq lists its product as uncharacterized. The record is from RefSeq and is a predicted model, not a curated record. The coding region runs from base 1 to 369 and encodes 122 amino acids. The transcript has 2 exons. NCBI's taxonomy places the organism in Eukaryota, Fungi, Basidiomycota, Ustilaginomycetes, Ustilaginales, Ustilaginaceae.